Molecule: messenger RNA, 504 nt
Organism: Mya arenaria
Lineage: Eukaryota; Metazoa; Mollusca; Bivalvia; Myida; Myidae
Product: receptor-type tyrosine-protein phosphatase alpha-like
Exons: 4
Coding region: 1-504 (167 amino acids)
Biological process (GO): protein dephosphorylation
Molecular function (GO): protein tyrosine phosphatase activity
Source: RefSeq, a predicted model, not a curated record
AUGGGUGAAUAUUAUCCAGCGGACAAUCAAGUGCUCAAGAAAGGUCAACUGUCUGUUGCAUGUGGUAGGGAUAAGGUCGCGAACGAGUAUAGUAUCCAGAAAGGACUAACUAUUGAGUUCAUGGGAAGCACACAGAGUGAAGGUGGCAAGAGCACAUUGCGACACUUUGAGUUUACGGACUGGAACCAGACUGGAAAUGUUCCAUGCAGCACUGCUAACUAUGUCGCAUUUCUGAAAGAUGUCAAAAUGGCAUCGUCCAACGGGCCUGUUCUUGUCCACUGCAGGGAUGGAGGUAGUAAGAGCGGGCUGUUCUGUGUUAUGGCAUUCCUCUUGGAGAAGAUGGCAGUAGAGCACGAGGUCAGUGUGGUUAACGCCGUCAGGAAGGUCAAGGCCAGGAGACCAAACGCCGUUCCCAAUCAGGCACAGUUCGACUUCUGCCAUGAUUGUGUUCUGGAGUUCGUCCGUUCGUUCAAAACAUACUCCAAUUUCGGCGGAAAUAUAUGA